AGAGAAACGAGGUUCUAAAGUUUCGCGUGUGUGUGACUGCAGGAGUUAUCAGCUCGAAACACACCAACGUGGCGACCAAGUUUACAGCGACCGUGGAGCGCGAGCGAGCGAUAAACAUCUAAAUCUACAGCUGGAAACAGAGAGAAAACCGAGCCAAACAAAGAGCGGCAUAGGAAACGUCAAACACUACAAUCCACAGAGAGACAGUGUGUGAAUGUGAGUGUGCGCGCGAGCGGACACAGAAGGAAGCCCCCCACUACAGGAGGAGGAGGAGGCGAGAUGGAGAAGCCCCCGUUGCCUGGUGAUGAUGAUGAUGUUCCCAGGUUGGAGGAGAGCCACUCGGCCAUGGCUCUUAUGUCAAUAGAUGGCGUGGAGUCUGAUGAGGCGGGGGAGGACCGUCCAGCGUGGGACAGUAAACUACAGUAUGUCCUCGCCCAGGUGGGCUUCAGUGUGGGCCUGGGCAAUGUGUGGAGGUUCCCCUAUCUCUGCCACCAAAAUGGAGGAGGGGCGUUCAUGGUGUUGUAUGUGAUGUUGUUGGUGGUGGUGGGAGUUCCUCUGUUCUUCAUGGAGCUGGCCGCUGGCCAGAAUAUUAGACAGGGCAGCAUCGGCGUCUGGAAGCACAUCUCACCACGUCUGGCCGGCAUUGGUUACUCUAGCUGCAUGGUAUGCUUCUUUGUGGCUCUGUAUUACAAUGUUAUCAUUGCCUGGUCCCUCUAUUAUUUGGGGAACUCAUUCCAGUACCCUUUACCGUGGCAGAAGUGCCCUGUUGAAGUAAGCAGCAACAAGACAGUGAAGGAGUGUGCUGCUAGCUCACCCACUUCCUACUUCUGGUUUCGUAAGGCUCUUGAUAUCUCUGAUUCUAUCGACCAAAGUGGAGAGUUUAACCCCCUAAUAACCGGUUGCCUGCUGGCUGCGUGGACUAUAGUCUGUCUUGCAAUGAUCAAGGGCAUCAAGUCGUCAGCCAAGGUGAUGUACUUCUCCUCUGUUUUCCCGUACGCUGUUCUGUUCUGUUUCCUCAUCAGAGGACUGAUGCUGGAUGGUGCCAUUGAAGGGAUCACCUACAUGUUCUACCCUAAAUUAGAGAUCUGGAUGGAGGUGAAGGUAUGGCGUCAAGCUGCCACUCAGGUUUUCUUUGCUCUUGGUUUGGGUUAUGGUUCUGUGAUCGCCUACUCUUCCUACAACCCCAUCCACAACAACUGCCAUCGUGACGCCAUCAUGGUCUCUACUAUCAACUUCAUGACCUCAGUGCUGGCCUCACUUGUGGUCUUUGUGGUACUUGGGUUCCGAGCCAAGAACAUUGCCUUGGAGUGUGUUGUAACUAAUGUGGGUAAAAUGGCAGAGAUGGCGGCGUCAGGCUCCUCAGAGCACUGGUGGCCAUGGUUUAACAUGUCCGAUCCAAAAUCUGUGGACCUGCAGGAUUACAGGCAGUGGUAUAGCCAUUAUGGGAAUCAGCUGGGGCCAAACAUCACUGACUGUGACCUGGAACAAGAAAUGAACAAGGGAGUGGAAGGGACAGGUUUAGCAUUUAUAGCUUUCACUGAGGCCAUGGCACAGUUUCCGGCCAGUCCAUUAUGGUCAGCCCUGUUCUUCCUCAUGCUGCUUAAUCUGGGUCUGUCCACCAUGUUUGGCACCAUGCAAGGCAUCCUUACACCACUAAUGGACAACUUCAAACUGUUGGGCCGCCACAAGACUAUGCUUACAGUGUUUAGUUGCAUCCUGGGAUUCCUCAUAGGGCUGCUCUUCACUCAGCGCAGCGGCAACUACUUUGUGACCAUGUUUGAUGAUUAUUCCGCCACUUUGCCGCUGAUUAUUGUUGUUGUGUUUGAGACGAUCAGUGUGGCUUGGAUCUAUGGUGCUGACCGAUUUCUCGAUGAUGUAGCUGUGAUGUUGCACUGGCGCCCCCCUGUGAUCUACAAAUACAUGUGGAAGUAUGUGUGUUUGCUGGCUAUGGUGGGUCUGUUGGCUGCUAGUCUGCUGCGCAUGGUCUUCAAACGACCGACCUACACAGCAUGGAACCACACCACGGGUUCUGAGAGUAGUCUGGAGUACCCUGGCUGGGCUCUGGUGAUGCUCUCCAUGCUCAUAGUCACCGCCUGUCUCCCAGUGCCUGCUGGGUACCUGCAUUCCCUCCUAACCCAGAGACGAGAUCAAGCAGAGGAGGACGAGUCUGAACGGCACAGGGAACGGUACUCCAAAUGCCAUUCCGCUGAGCCUGAACUCAACAACCAUCGCCCCCUGCUGGAUGAGGAAGGCAGCCGGCCCAGCUCUACGUUCCUAGUGCUGGGGGUAGAUCACUACAGCCCCCUCCCACAACAGGAAGAUGAGGAGGAAGACACCGAACUGUAAAGGAGGUAGCACAGCCAAUGAAGACAGGACUACAGAAGACUAAAGAAUUGUGACAACAAUUAACUAGAACUAUACAGGAACAUGAGGUGUACCUGUACACCUUUAUAACAGAGAACGGAACAAGAAGGGAGUGUUGCGUAUUUAUUAACUUGUGCUGGAGUCUUUUUUUUUUUGGGAGACAGAGAGUAGAGGGACUCCAUUUAUCCUCAUUAUGCUAAUGAAUUCUAUUAGUAUGUAAUUAUGUCCUUUAGCUUGCUGCCCUGCAUGAGCGGACACUCUUUGUACGAGUGAUCCAAUCACUGAAUUUCCCUCCGUUGACUUGGCUUUUGGUGUGCUGUAAGUGCCAAACGUGCCUUAUUUUAUACUUAAGUUACCUCAGUGUUUGUGUUCUUAUCUUACCAGGGCAUAGCUUUGUGUUUUUAUUCCAUACUCCAGUAUUUUUCAGUCUAAUGACCUGCAUCUGUAUGUAGCAUCCCUCUUGACAGUUACAAGAAGGCUUUCUAACAUGUUUCAGAGCAUUGCUGUGAGAUUUUGAUGUGUAUGGGGCCUUAUGCAUUGAAUUUGCUUAUCUGUUCUCAUGGAAAAUUUUCAGCCAGACUAGCCGAAAUACUGGAGUAUUGUUUUAUUUACAGAAACCACAGUCCGACACUAGUGUUUGACAAUGAGCAAACAGAACCUGGCAACCGUGCAUUCAACGUUCAGAGAAACAGCUUAAAGGAACACGUAAAUGGAUAAACUAUUAUCCAAGCACAUGCAAUUUUCAUAUAAAACCUAUUUUAUUGCAGUAAUCCAUUUCAUUUCAGUGCAUUUUAAUGCCAAUUCAUAAUCGUCCAAAUUUACAAAACAGCUCCUCUGCUGUUUUACAAAAGCGCCAAAGUCAGAGCGCACCUGCCUCUUAAACGAAAUGACAACUGGCACAUUGAUUGGUUUGUUCAUGUUACGCCCAAAACACACCUAUGAUUAAUUAAGAGAAUCAGUACAGGCCUUUUGCGUGUUUCGAGCCAUGUAAAGGAUAUUUUUUGCAGCAUCACAAUACCAAAGACACAACGACACGCCCUUAAUCCAACUGCACGAUAUACAAUUGACCAGUGUGUUAUAGAUUGCUAAAAUAGGGCUGUAAAGUUGUAUAGGUUGUGAAGUGAGGCCAUUCUGACAUAAAACCACAAUUUCUUACCUUUACAACUUUACAGUUUCAUUUACAUAAACAGCUCUGAAAAGAUUUAAGAGACCACUUCAGUUUCUAAAUCAGUUUCUCUGAUUUUGCUAUUUAUAGAUAUAGAAUGCAAAGAAAACAAGUUCAUAUUCAUAAAGUUUUAAGAGUUCAGAAAUCAAUAUUUUAUGGAAAAACCCUGUUUUUAAUCACAGUUUUCAUGCAUCUUGGCAUGUUCUCCUCCACCAGUCUUUCACACUGCUUUUGGAUAACUUUGUGCCACUCCUGGUGCAAAAAUGCAAGCAGUUCAGCUUGGAUUCAUGGCUUGUGAUCAUCCAUCUUCCUCUUGAUUAUAUUCCAGAGGUUUUCAAUUUGGAAAAAGCAAAGAAACUUAUAAUUUUUAAGUGCUCUUUUAUUUUGUUCAGGUCUGCAUGGAAUUCAGCAAGUGCUUAUUCACUUCUAUUACAAAUAGAAAUUACAAAUUUCAGCAUUUGCAGAGAGAAGAGUGUCAAAACUGUUGCUUUUGAUUAUCAAACACUACAAACAGAUACAUUAUACUUAAUAUGACAAACAGUACAUGGAUAAGUUUUUAAAAAGUUGCUGGAGAAUAAGCCUGCUCUGCUGUACAGAGGACAUUGUCAGAUUGUAUAACUGUGAUGUUUCUACAGAGAGAAAUAUCAGGUUGCUCCAACUACUCACAUAGCUGCUCAGAAAGUGGGCUAAAGGUUCUGCAAAUAAAGCCAAAAUGUGGCCAAAAGGUCUAAAGGCAUAAUGAUUCUGCCAAUAAUGUACAGUACAAACAGUAUAUAUUUUACUAAGCCUUCCCUUUUUGGAGUUUGUACUGAUCCUCAUGAUAAAAAUAACCCACAAAUACUCACCCACAGACAAACAGCCCACAUACACACACCCACACACUCACUGAGUGUGCACAGGACUGAGAAUAGAACUGAAGAAUGUGCCAAGUCAGGCUGUGAGGUCAGACUGGACUGACAUGAACCAACAUGUGGUUAAAAAAGCAUUAAAGAUGCCACUUUCCUAACAGUGGGUCUAAAGAGCAUAGAGCAGUACCUCACGGCUAUGACUUUUUUUUUUUAGAGUCUCAAAAUAUUCAGCAUUCAGCACACACACACCUACACACACACACCUCUAAGCUUACAUAUAUUCAAGGCAGCUUCUACAGUCAGUGAAUGAGAUGAUGCAUAAAUACUGUAGGGCUGUGUACAGGUUUGGUCUUUACUUUACAUCAAAACAUGAAAUAGUCUGUACAUUAAGCUACAACUUAUACUUGAUUCUGUUUAUUUUAACAGGUACCUUUAUGUUAUAUCCCCCUCAUUAUGUGCAGUAUUUUGUGUAGACUGAAUUUUGGUCAACUGUGUUAUGAGUGUGAGUGUGUUUGCAAUUAAUGUAACAUAUUGUUUCUUUUUUUUUGUGCAGUGAAAUGAAUCUAUAUCUGCUAUUUAGCAAAUAAAAUGUACAUAUUUGUUGUCAAAACAUU
Messenger RNA from Astyanax mexicanus (Mexican tetra), 4991 nucleotides. RefSeq names its product solute carrier family 6 member 16a (gene slc6a16a). Bases 280 to 2346 code for a protein of 688 amino acids. The transcript has 12 exons. The record is from RefSeq and is a predicted model, not a curated record. Gene Ontology annotation, biological process: sodium ion transmembrane transport. Gene Ontology annotation, cellular component: membrane. NCBI's taxonomy places the organism in Eukaryota, Metazoa, Chordata, Actinopteri, Characiformes, Acestrorhamphidae.